AUACGAUGAGGAUGACCUGGACAAGAUGGGGAGCAUAGCGAGAAAGCUACGUGCCCUGGAGGAAAAGGUAGAAGAGAAGGCGGGAGCGAAGAAGCACACCCUGGCCAAAUCACCCUUUUCAGUCAGGGUAAAUGCACAAAAUUUGAGGCGGAAGGUCAAGCUGGAGGUGGAGAAAUUCACUAGAAAGGAGGAUCCAAAUGUCCACCUUGACACCUUCCAUAAUGCAGCGCAAAUGGCCGGGUGUACUGAUGCUGAAGAAUGCCUACUCUUCUUCUCAUCCUUGAGAGGGAGGCCAGUGGAAUGGUUUAACAGCCUUCCACAUGGUAAGAUCGGGUCCUUUGAAAAACUUGCUGAUAUUUUUCGCAAGAAGUACGAGGACAAGUGCAUCAAAAGGAAGAAGUUCACCUACCUUAACACGGUAAGGCAGAGGGAGAAGGAGUCCUUGACUCAGUUCUUAACUCGCUGGAGGGACGAGGUCGACAAAGUAGAAGAGAUGGACGACAAGACGGCCAUGUCUUUGCUGAUGAAUGCCUUUCGGUUGGGUGACCUCUACACUGAAUUUUGUAGAAGGUCACCCUCCUUUUAUCAGGAAGCCUACAAUAUAGCAUGGGAGUAUGCCGAGGCAGAAUUCCUAAACAAGAGCAAGCGGGAACUAGAGGAAGGCUAUACAAAGGUGAAAACUGAUACGCCGAAGAAGGAUGACCAGAUGGGAGGGUCCAAUCCGAGGGCCACAUAUGAUGGGUUUGUUCAUCAAAUAAGGGAUGAGAAGAAAGGAGAACAAUCCAAGCUGCCUUGGAUAGAGAAGUGGUGCACCUACCACCAAUCCGACUCUCACAACACGACAGAUUGCCGGAAUGUGAGGGUCGUGCUCAGGGAGAUGACCUUGAAAGGGGAAUUGGGUGAAAUAUUCGUUACGGGGCUUGAGAAAGACCCAUAGGCGAGUACUUGAAUCCACCCACAAGAAUAUGAUCAUGGAAAGAAGAGAGGGUGGAUAAGAUGUGGUCAAGAUUACUAAGCUUGCUAUAGACGGAUCAGUCUUGAUGUCUAGGACCUGGACCGUUGCAUGGGCUGAUAGCAAAAAAAGAAAAAAAACCCU
Cuscuta campestris is the source of this 1096-nucleotide messenger RNA. The record is from the annotation of a GenBank genome assembly. NCBI's taxonomy places the organism in Eukaryota, Viridiplantae, Streptophyta, Magnoliopsida, Solanales, Convolvulaceae.